AAAAUCAAGAGCAACGAAAUGCCAUUGAAUUGGCCACUCAGCUGCAAAGUGCCGCAGCCUCACUGUAUUCUGAGUCUGUAAAUAUGGAAGGCCGCCUAGAAGACUUUUCAAGCACAGCAAACGCAGGACACGAUGUAUCAUCGCUACGCGGAAGCUACUCUGCCUCUUUGAACGGCGUAGGAGGGAUUCAUGACAGUUUUUCGCUAUUUGAUAGCAAUAGCAGGCAUGACCAUUUCGUCGGGUUGGAUGCAAAUGGAAAUUGUAUACCAUACGCCCUGUCAGAACCAGUACCCAGUACGAUAUCAACGUCUCCCGGUAACUCAUCCCCUCUCGAUGUCCUAGGAUCGGGCAGGAUGCAACAUCGCAAUUCAUCACCAGCCCACUCGGACAACUAUUUCUCGUCUGAGGAUCACCUGUUGGAAUCCGCAAUCAUCGCAACCAACGAUCUGAUGAAGACAACUAACUUUGGAUCACCAGAUCUAUCAAGUGCAGAUGCUAGCCCAAGGGCCAGUGAUUCUUGUGCUAUGAGCGAUCCCGGCUGGCUUAGCGCUCUGCACAUGGCGGCGAGGCGGGGCCAUGGAGGGAUCGUACGUCUAUAAUUGUAUGGAUACCAAUGAGCCAGACAGCGAUGGCCUAACGCCACUGAUGCAUGCGGCUGCAGGCGGCCAUGAGGAAGUCGUCGGCCUGCUGUUGAGCCAUGGGGCUCGGCUCGGGG
This is a messenger RNA of Trichoderma harzianum CBS 226.95, 715 nucleotides long. RefSeq lists its product as hypothetical. The coding region runs from base 84 to 599 and encodes 171 amino acids. The transcript is spliced from 2 exons. Lineage: Eukaryota; Fungi; Ascomycota; Sordariomycetes; Hypocreales; Hypocreaceae. The record is from RefSeq and is a predicted model, not a curated record.